AUGGCUCCUACGGAACUCACCCCAGAGCUAUCCCAGCUCUUCCAAAACAUCGAAACCCGCUUCAAAGAUACCCAGCUAGGCGACCAGCGCUGGUAUCUCCUCGUCAUCGCCUGCCUCUCCGCCAGUCCCGACCCCGAAGCAGCAGCAGCUCUCUACCAAUACCUCACUCGUCAAGAAGCCUACCAAACCAGCGAGUCACGCCAAACUCUCAUACGACGCCUCCGCGAAGCCCUCGUCAAGACCAUCAUCCUCGUCGGCGUGUGCAAACCCCUUGAAGCAAUCCUGUCAAUCAUGCAGGUCGAAAAGCCUGAGGACCGAGACUUUAGCCAAACGCGCGACGGAUGGCAGGCCGACCAAGCAAACCACGACCGCGGAAUCGAUUGGUUCAAGAAAGUGUACACUCGAAACGCGGGGGAUACGAUGGGAUUGUUUGACGCGCACAAGGAUUUCGCAUGGGUCUCGGCGGAGAUCACGUAUGGGCUGUUUUUAUCGGAUCGGCAGGUUCUGGAUGACACGGACACGCAGCUUGUGGUGCUGCCGGCGAUCAUGAGCCAGAAUCUCCCGCUGGAGACGCAUUGGCAUAUUCGGGGAACACGACGAAUUGGGGUGUCGAAGGAGGAUGUUCAGAUCAUCUGGGAUAGUGUCAAGGAGGUGUCAAAGUUCUUUGGAGCCGAAUUGCACAAAGUGCCAACGGUGGAUGAGGUUGAGCCUGAUGUCUAG
Molecule: messenger RNA, 720 nt
Organism: Fusarium fujikuroi IMI 58289
Lineage: Eukaryota; Fungi; Ascomycota; Sordariomycetes; Hypocreales; Nectriaceae
Exons: 1
Coding region: 1-720 (239 amino acids)
Source: RefSeq, a predicted model, not a curated record